UUCUUCCUGCAAUAGUGGAUCUGAGCCAGGAAAGGAGGAGCCGUCUUCCUUUGAUGGUAGCGCUUCAGUAUACUGUUGCCCAGAACCUAGGCACUGCAGACACUUCGUCUCCCUCCUGUGCAUAGUUUCAUUGUAUAAGUCACCUGCGUGUUUGUAGCUCUGUGAAUCUAUCUUCUGCUAUUGCUCCGAGAAGUGGUCGAACGGGAAUUUCAAGUGUUUGAACCAGAGGUGCAGGACCGCAGGGAGCUGUCUGAGGUGCUGAAGCUACCCAGGCGUUUGUCUCCACCGGCACCACUCCGGUUAGAUUGCACGUUCCCCUUUCUGUCUUUCUGAUUCCCCAUGCCUUGGAUAAGACUAUUUUCAGGAUCGUAAAUCUCUCUCCGUAUCAUGGCUCACGUGAGACAUUUUCGGACACUAGUUUCGGGAUUUUACUUCUGGGAAGCAGCAUUGUUACUCAGUUUGGUUGCCACAAAGGAAACAAAUAGUGCCAGAUCUCGAAGUGCUCCAAUGUCACCUUCUGACUUUCUGGAUAAAUUAAUGGGGAGGACAUCAGGGUAUGAUGCAAGAAUAAGACCUAAUUUUAAAGGCCCUCCAGUCAAUGUCACCUGCAACAUCUUCAUAAACAGCUUUGGCUCUAUUGCAGAGACAACCAUGGAUUACAGAGUGAAUAUCUUUCUCCGUCAGAAAUGGAAUGAUCCUCGCCUUGCAUAUAGUGAAUAUCCUGAUGAUUCUUUAGAUCUCGACCCCUCCAUGUUGGACUCCAUUUGGAAACCUGAUUUGUUCUUUGCCAAUGAAAAGGGUGCCAACUUUCAUGAAGUCACUACAGACAACAAAUUGCUAAGAAUUUUCAAAAAUGGAAAUGUUCUUUACUCAAUUAGAUUGACAUUAACACUUUCCUGCCCGAUGGAUCUCAAGAAUUUUCCCAUGGAUGUACAAACAUGUAUAAUGCAACUGGAAAGUUUUGGGUACACAAUGAAUGAUCUCAUUUUUGAAUGGCAAGAUGAGGCACCUGUACAAGUGGCAGAAGGACUCACUUUACCCCAAUUUCUGUUAAAAGAGGAAAAAGAUUUACGAUAUUGCACUAAACAUUACAAUACAGGAAAGUUUACAUGUAUAGAAGUGAGAUUCCACCUUGAGCGACAGAUGGGAUACUAUCUGAUCCAGAUGUACAUUCCCAGUCUCCUCAUUGUUAUUCUGUCCUGGGUUUCAUUUUGGAUCAACAUGGAUGCAGCUCCAGCCAGGGUAGCAUUGGGAAUAACCACAGUGCUGACUAUGACCACACAGAGUUCAGGAUCACGAGCUUCUUUACCAAAGGUUUCAUAUGUCAAAGCUAUUGAUAUUUGGAUGGCAGUAUGCCUCCUUUUUGUGUUUUCAGCCCUUCUGGAGUAUGCAGCUGUAAAUUUUGUAUCAAGGCAGCACAAGGAACUUCUGAGAUUUCGAAGAAAGAGAAAGAAUAAGACAGAAGCUUUUGCACUGGAGAAGUUUUACCGUUUCUCAGACACGGAUGAUGAGGUAAGGGAAAGUCGAUUCAACUUCACAGUCUAUGCAGUGGGACCUUGUCUGCAAGCAAGAGAUGGUGUGACUCCAAAAGGCCCAAACCAUGCUGUCCAGGUAACGCCAAAAAGCCCCGAUGAAAUGAGGAAGAUCUUUAUUGACCGGGCCAAGAAGAUUGACACCAUCUCCCGAGCCUGCUUCCCAUUGGCCUUCUUGAUUUUUAAUAUUUUCUACUGGGUUAUCUAUAAAAUUCUUAGGCAUGAGGAUAUUCAUCAGCAACAAGAUUAGGUCUCUAGGGGCACAUAAGUGCAAAUGUUCAAUUCAGAAGAAAGUUUCCCUCUGGUGGAUGUGUAUGUGUGAGUGUGUGUGUGUGUGUGUGUGAUACAAAUAACUAUUAUAAUAAACAGCAAAUGGGGAAGGACCUAUUUUGAUUAGUUAUGUAAAAUCAUGAAACAGAUUAAGAUUCUUUAAAUUGACACAAAAUAUAUAUUAUGAAGAUUAUAUUUCGUAUUAAUUCAAGUUCUGUUUUUUCAUAGUAAAUCAUAUAACUCGAAGCUUUACUGCCAAUGUGUUUCUAUGUUACAUCAUACAGUAGCAAAUGUGAAAACUACUUUGUAAUUCCUUGAUUUUUAACUAAAUGAUACUAAAUGUUACAGAUGCAAGAUCUGCACAGUAAAUUUUAUCAAAGGGAAGAGGAGAAAUAAUGCAGGUAACAAAAACUAAUACCUGGAGAUGUAUAACUAUUUUCUUAUACUGUAGUUACAAAAUAGGAAAACAAUUUAUUGGAAAACUCAUUCAUAUUACUAGAGGAUUGUACAUGCAAAUAGAACCAAUACAUAUAAUAAUUAA
This is a messenger RNA of Oryctolagus cuniculus (rabbit), 2343 nucleotides long. RefSeq names its product glycine receptor alpha 3 (gene GLRA3). Gene Ontology annotation, cellular component: postsynaptic membrane; plasma membrane. The record is from RefSeq and is a predicted model, not a curated record. Gene Ontology annotation, molecular function: transmitter-gated monoatomic ion channel activity; extracellularly glycine-gated chloride channel activity; transmembrane signaling receptor activity. Lineage: Eukaryota; Metazoa; Chordata; Mammalia; Lagomorpha; Leporidae. Gene Ontology annotation, biological process: chloride transport; monoatomic ion transmembrane transport.